Messenger RNA from Drosophila eugracilis, 3850 nucleotides. RefSeq names its product somatostatin receptor type 2 (gene AstC-R2). The transcript has 4 exons. NCBI's taxonomy places the organism in Eukaryota, Metazoa, Arthropoda, Insecta, Diptera, Drosophilidae. Gene Ontology annotation, cellular component: neuron projection; membrane. The record is from RefSeq and is a predicted model, not a curated record. Gene Ontology annotation, molecular function: peptide binding; somatostatin receptor activity. Gene Ontology annotation, biological process: G protein-coupled receptor signaling pathway. Bases 503 to 2176 code for a protein of 557 amino acids.
UCAGUCGUUGCCUGUCAACAAAGCGCUGCGAACGUGUCCAAAAGCCUAGCUCCCGAAAAUAAAACGAAAAAGCCUGAAGUCAAACGCGAAAUGGACUGAAGAACUUGUCUUCGAUGUUGGUGUUAAGUGGAAGAAAUUAAAUGAUAGUAAAACAUAUUACUGAAAGUUUCUUAAGAAACGUAAAUAACGAACAAUAAAUAACAAUCAAAGAUUAGCAAGAUUAAAGAACUCUUGAAUAUUUAAUAAACGAGAAAUUCGCCGAAAUCGCACAUCAAAGAAAAGUGUUUGCUAACCCAGAAAUAAUUUUAACAAAUCUUCUGACAAAAACUGAAAAUAACGCCAUUUUGUCAAGAAACCGCACCGUGUAACAUGUGACGUCACAGCCAUAAAGUAUGGAAAGCAUAUCAAAAUAUUUGCCAUUUAGCUGGGUUAGCAGGCAUUGUCAAAUAGACAGCCGACCGCCAACUGGAAAUUAGCAGGCAGUUACAGUAACCGAAUCGAAAUGGGAGGCGGUUGGUGGCGAGAGCGAGGAGGAUCGAGCAGGGAAGCCAACAUGAAGGGACACUCGACACCAAAUGGGGCAGCUGCAAACCGCAGAAACAGCAGCAGAGGCACCACCAUCGCGACCAACGCCAGUGUCCACUCUGGCAUUCUGUUAUUUGUGCUGACAGCGCUGACACUAACGAGCUUAAUAACGCCCACAGAGCAGCUGGCAGUGGCGCCAAAUGGAACCACUCUACAGCAACUGGAGUCCGUGGAAUCCUCAUCGUAUCCAUCCAUGGCUGCCGACUUAUAUAGACCCGUAAAUGGCACUCUGAAUGGAACAAUGACGUCCAACGCACGACCCCACCUGAACCACAAGCAGCGACCGAUGCAGGAAAAUGAAAGCCACUAUUUGGAUUACGAUGAGGAUGUGGAUGCGGACUGCUCGUACAGCUACAACUUCAUCCUAAAACUCAUUACGAUGAUCCUGUACGCUCUGGUAUGCAUUGUCGGUCUAUUCGGAAAUACCCUGGUGAUCUAUGUGGUGAUGCGAUUCUCCAAGAUGCAAACGGUGACCAAUAUAUAUAUCCUGAACCUGGCCAUAGCAGAUGAGUGCUUCCUGAUCGGCAUUCCUUUCCUGAUAUACACCAUGCAGGUGGGCAACUGGCCCUUCGGCAACUACAUGUGCAAGGCCUACAUGGUGAGCACCUCCAUAACCUCAUUCACCUCAUCGAUCUUCCUGCUGAUCAUGUCGGCUGAUCGAUAUAUAGCCGUCUGCCAUCCCAUAUCCUCGCCCCGCUAUCGAACACCUUUUGUGUCCAAGCUGGUCUCGGCGUUCGCCUGGAUGACAUCCGUACUGCUGAUGCUGCCGGUUAUCCUGUUCGCUAGUACUGUCAAGUCCAGGAAUGGAAAUCUCUCGUGCAACAUCGAGUGGCCGGACACCCAGAACUCCCACACUGACUCCACCUUUAUACUGUACUCCUUUGUUUUGGGCUUCGCCACUCCACUGACCUUCAUAUUGGUGUUUUACUGCCUGGUGAUCAGGAAGCUGCACACCGUGGGACCCAAGCACAAGUCCAAGGAGAAGAAGCGGUCACAUAGGAAGGUCACCAAACUGGUGCUCACGGUUAUCAGUGCGUACAUAUUUUGCUGGCUUCCACACUGGAUUUCUCAGGUGGCUCUAAUCAGCUCAUCCCCACAGCGAUGUGCCUCUCGGCUGGAACUAGCCGUCUUUUUGGCCUGUGGAUGCCUCAGCUACUCCAACUCGGCCAUGAAUCCCAUCCUCUACGCUUUCCUCAGCGACAAUUUCAAGAAGAGCUUCAUGAAGGCCUGCACAUGUGCGGCACGCAAGGAUGUGAAUGCCCAGCUGCAGCUGGAGAACAGUUUCUUUCCCAAGUUCGGCAAGGGCAGGCAAUCCGAGCGCCUGCUUGGUGGCGGCGGAAAAGGUGGCGCCCAACGAGGGGCGUUGGCUAAGAAAAAGGCCUUGGCUGCUGCGAGAAACAAUAAUGCUCUGACAGCCACUACAACGACCACGACUACGACCACCACGAUGGGCACGGAUGCCGUGACUUGUCUCCAGCCUGCAGUGCACCAGGUGCCUGCCGAGAUCCAGGUGGGAAGUCCGGCCACUGUGCUGGUAGUCAACGCGGAAACCAACAACUGUAAGCCUCCUGUGCUCCAUACAGACUUAUAAGACCGGGCUCCCUCGAUGCCACUGGAAACGGUGGUGUUCAUCGCCCGCAGAUGAGAUCGGCAGUUGGAACUAGACCUCGACGUGGGCGUGGAUCGCAGGCUGUUGACACAGUCGGAGUGCUUACUGUAGGUUAAGCAUUUACUGAAAUGAUAUUGAUAUUUUUUACCACUAGGGCAGAGCUAUGCGAAAACGGAAAAAAAUAAUAGAAUUUCCUUUUUAUUGUGGAAUCUCAGCAACCAAAUAGAAAUAUUUAAAAAAACGAAAGCAACAAAUUGGUUUUGCCGCAAUUUUACCAAUAUAAAAACUAGUUGUAUGAAAUUUUAAUUUUUAUUUUCUAUAAAAGAUGUAAGUAGUUUUUUUUAUCAUAAAAUUGUUUUAUACCUCUUUUUUAACACUAUUUUGUGUUUAAAUAAUUGAAAAAUAAUCAACAUAAAAUUAUUUUGAAUAAACAAUAUUGUAGGUUAUUUUUAACACUAUAUUGAAAAACGAAUUAAAUUAAAACUAAUAGUUCCAAAGGACUCAUUAAAUUUGUACUUAAGUUGUAAUAAUCUAAAAUCCAAACAAAGUAGGGCCUUGAGACCAGGUUACUAAUGACUAAUAUCAAAUAUUUACCGUUUUCGCAUUGGUAAGCUUAUCAGGUAAAUAUUUAUAUAAGUUUUCCGAUUUAUUAAGUGUGCAUAAUUUUAUUGACGUUUUGAAAUUUACAUACUCCUCUAGACUAAGCUUAAAGAUCUUUUAAAAUUGGAAAGUUAGGAUAAGUUUGUGUAGCUGGUUGUGGAGCAGUUGAAAAAUAGAAAAAGUUACUAGAGUAAGCCAAAGAUUUAAUCUUAAUGUUCAAGGAAAGACUUUGAAGAGAAGUAAUUGUAUGAUUAUUUGCCAGGGUUCAUUGAUCUGAAACUUAAAUAACCAAACAUGAACGAUUCCAUGAAUGCAAAUAAUUCCAUUGGAAAUAAAACUUACAAAGUAUUCAAUGAAAAACUAUAAAUCGAAUUAAACUGCAAUGUGAUUGUAAAGAUAAAAACAUGAACAAAAGAGAAAAAUUUGCAUACCGAUUCAUAACAAUAAUCUUAAACGCAGCUUAAUUAACCGUGUAUAUUUAAAUUAACAUUAAGCAAUGCGUUUUUUAAGCACAUGAGUGUAUUAACUCAAUUGUGCAUCCAAUGAUCAUAAUUGAAUUCAAUGAAUGCUAAUGAAGUAAUAAAAACGCACUUGAAUCGUUGCCAUAAAUAUUAAAUAGUGUCGAAAAGAUAGCAAACCAAAACGAAUUCAAUAGAUUCCUCCUUCAUUGUUUGCGUAACCCAAAAUAGUUGUACAACAAAACUGUUCAAACAAACUCACAGUAAACUAAUGUUAGUAUUUAUCAUUGACUUGAUUAUUGUAAACAAUAGCCAGAAUUACCGUUGGCGAAUGUGGGAAAUCAACGUUCCCUUAUAAUGUAUUUGUACUUUUGAAAGUAAACAUAGGCUUAUCCGUAAAUAUAAUAAAUUAUUGAUAUGUGUAUUUAUUAAUUGUCCAAGAAAUACAGGAAAAUUGAGAAAAACCAAAAGGAUAAGUGUACCAUUUUUCAAUAUUAAGUGUAACUUGAUUGAAGCUAAACGUAUUUGCUAAAACUAAAUGUAAGUGAAAUUUAAGUGCUUAAAAAUUGAAAUACGAAUAAACAAUAUUUUAAAUGAA